Molecule: messenger RNA, 2446 nt
Organism: Alosa sapidissima (American shad)
Lineage: Eukaryota; Metazoa; Chordata; Actinopteri; Clupeiformes; Clupeidae
Gene: cd4-2.2
Product: CD4-2 molecule, tandem duplicate 2
Exons: 13
Coding region: 108-2042 (644 amino acids)
Biological process (GO): interleukin-15-mediated signaling pathway; positive regulation of ERK1 and ERK2 cascade; T cell activation
Cellular component (GO): external side of plasma membrane; membrane raft
Molecular function (GO): MHC class II protein binding; protein tyrosine kinase binding
Source: RefSeq, a predicted model, not a curated record
UUGCAGUCUUGCAAUCCUUCCGUUUCUGCAGAACUCCGAAGAGCCGCGUAGGCUAUUGACUCCUCAAUUUUCCUUCAUGAAGAUAUCUGCAAAAUAAGAGAAAUAAGAUGUGGACCAAGUUGUUCAUUUGUUUUGGCUUGUACAUCGUUGUCUGUAAGGCCAGUGGGCUUCAAGUUUACUAUGGCCAAGCUGGAAAAGACCUUAGACUGAAAUGUCAUGAUCAAAGCAGUGAGUUUACUUGGAAGUAUGAAAGCACUCAAAUUAUCAGUGUUGUUAAGUCUGGACGCCAAACCAAAGGGAUUUCUGAGCUUGCUGAGCGAGCAAAGGUGUUUGGGUCAGCUCUACAAAUCAGUAAUCUAAAGCCUAAGGACUCAGGCACUUUCACAUGCAUAACAACUGACCGCAAAAAACAAAAGUCCUCAAGUCAAAUUACAUUGCAUGUGUUUAAAGUCUCAGUCUCAGUCAGCCCUGCAAGUCCCUUACUGCUGUCCAGUGCAGCAAAGCUCACCUGUCAGGCUGAUGGAUCCCCAGACAAUGUGACAUGGAAGCACAAUAAUCAAGAUAAAACAGCUGAAACAGGAAAAACUGUGGCUCUAGGCAAUGUGGAAGGUUCUCAUGCUGGAAAGUGGCAAUGUCUGGUCUACUAUGGGGAAACACAAUUCGAGGCAUCUCUGGACAUUGAUGUCAUAGGUCUGAAGGAGCACAGCAAUGUGACUGUCAAACAGGGGAAAGAUGCUGUCCUGCCCUGCACUCUCUCCAAAUCUAACUUGGGACCUCUGCGUGUGGUUGGAGGAGGGUGGAAACAGUUAUCCCCUGCUGCUGCUGAUGCCCCCAUACUGCCCUCGCUAGACACCAGUAAUGCUGAAGAGCUCCGCUGGAAUGAUGAUGACAUCGACGCAGCUGAAGUGACCAUCUCUGAGGAUAUACUACACACUGAUUUUGGUAUCAGUCUGAUCAAAGUCCAGCCUUCCCAAUCAGGCCAAUAUCAGUGCUUUGUUGAGUUUAAAGACAGAGGAGCUCUUACCACAACCGUGACUCUUGAAGUGACAGGAGGUGGUGGAGGUGGCUCUGUGAAGAAGCCUGGCAUUCCCAACAACACAGUCUCAGUCUCAGUCAGCCCUGCAAGUCCCUUACUGCUGUCCAGUGCAGCAAAGCUCACCUGUGAUGCUGAUGGAUCCCCAGACAAUGUGACAUGGAAGCACAAAGAUAACACUUUUGAAGGAAAAUCUGUGACUCUAGACAACGUGGAAGGUUCUCAUCGUGGAACAUGGAAAUGUCUGGUUAACUACGGGGAAUCACAAUCAGAGGCAUCUCUGGACAUUGAUGUCAUAGGUCUGAAGGAGCACAGCAAUGUGACUGUCAAACAGGGGAAAGAUGCUGUCCUGCCCUGCGCUCUCUCCAAAUCUAACUUGGGACCUCUGCGUGUGGUUGGAGGAGGGUGGAAACAGUUAUCCCCUGCUGCUGCUGAUGCCCCCCGACUGCCCUCGCUAGACACCAGUAAUGCUGAAGAGCUCCGCUGGAAUACUAGUGACAUAGAUGCAGCCAAAGUGACCAUCUCUAAGGAGAGACUCACCGAUUUUGGUAUCAGGCUGGUCAAAGUCCAGCCUUCCCAAUCAGGCCAGUAUCGGUGCUCUGUUGAGUUUAAAGACAGAGGAGCUCUUACCACAACCGUGACUCUUGAAGUGACAGGAGGUGGUGGAGGUGGAGGUGGCGGUGGCUCUGGGAGGUCAAGCAUAGGAACCCCUAAUCCUCCCACUUGGUUUGGCCUGAACAUGUGGAUCUGGGUGGGAGUGGCAGUAGGGAGUGUGGUCCUCAUUGCGCUCGUAGUCGCUGUGGCUCUCGUCCACCGGAGCAACAAAAGGAGGAAGAUGAGAAUGAGGAAGCUGAGGUCAGUCAGAAAACCUUUGACAGCUAAUGAUUACUGCCAGUGCAACCGACCACCUCGAGCAGUAAACCUAGACAGACCAGUGCGGGUCCCACGACAACAGCGCCCUGAAAACAUUCAAAUGAAUGGCGGUUACAGAGGAAGAGCACACAUUUGAUGGAGCAAAAGGAAAGGAAGAAAUGAAGAAAUUAUCAUCACAUAUCACGUGUGUGUGUGUGUGUGUGUGUGUGUGUGUGUGUGUGUGUGCGUGUGCGUGCGUGCGUGCGUGUGUGUGUGUGUGUGUGUGAGUGAGUGAGUGAGUAUGAGGGACUGAGAGAAGCCAAUGCAGCAUAUCAUUUAUCACAUUUAAUAUUACUAAAAGCUUGAAUGCUUGUAACUGCCAUGAUUUUGUAUUUACUAUUACCAAUAUUGUCUCUGUCAUCUAUAAAUAAAGGAAAUAUAAUAUUUUGACAUGUUUAUGCAGUAGAGAAAUGUUGUAUUAGAAAUAUGGACGAUUUUGAAUGUCAAAUUACAAUCAAAUAUGUUGUAUAUUUUUGAACUAUUAAACUUUGAAAAAUUAUA